Messenger RNA from Colletotrichum fioriniae, 870 nucleotides. RefSeq lists its product as uncharacterized. Lineage: Eukaryota; Fungi; Ascomycota; Sordariomycetes; Glomerellales; Glomerellaceae. The record is from RefSeq and is a predicted model, not a curated record.
AUGCCUCGAGGUAGACCCUCGUCGAAGUAUGCGAAGCAAGACAUUCCCUAUGACGCGAUCAGCAAAAUCGUGGCGCAUACUCUUGAUCCCGAUACCGCGCUCGUGACCCUUACCGUUCUCGCCAAAGGCUCCCGCCUAGAUGUUUCCGAAUGGGAUGUCCAGGAGCAUCGACCGACUUUGCUAUGCGACUACUGGGCCAGCUUUCCGGGCAAGACGCGCCAAGACGUUCUCGGAAUCGGAGAGCUUUACCAUCCCUUUCGUCUGCUACGCCACCGUCGUGUUCGGGGCCAAUGGCAAGUACUGGUGCAAUGGCUUGGGUAUACGAGCGAGGGAGAGGAUGUUUCUUGGGAGCCGGUCGUGAAAAUGCGUGCCGAUGCGCUGGACGUGUUGGCAGACUACUGUGGAUCCUCGACGUCAGCAUCCAAGCGAAAACAAUCGAAACUCCCCCAAGACGACUCCCAGUCGCUGUCAACCCCCAGAGCAACUGUCUCGAUCCAAAAGCAAUCCAAGAUAUCGACCGAUGAUAGCAAGAAUGCCGGUGCAUCUCCUGCACCAUCACAAUCUCUGCCCCGGCGGAAGAGUACGCGAGGAGCCUCCAUUGAGCCCGCAGCAUCUCUCGACGCUGAGCGCCUGAGCCCUGCAGACGUCCCCCGCACAAUGCUGUGGUUCAUGGACGACUUCACUGUGGGCGAUAUGCAGAAGGUCUGCCGCUUCAUCGACGAGCACUGCACGGGAAAAUUACGUCUGCCUCUAUACAGUGGUGGUGACUGGGACGGGAAGGCUGCUAGCGGCAGAUGGGAGGAUGUUUUCAUGGUGAGCCCGCUUGGACGGUUGGGCAGGUAUGACAAUGAGGAUGAGAAGGAAGAGUGA